Xenopus tropicalis (tropical clawed frog) is the source of this 1412-nucleotide messenger RNA. RefSeq names its product fibronectin type III domain containing 9 (gene fndc9). The transcript is spliced from 2 exons. The coding region runs from base 449 to 1129 and encodes 226 amino acids. The record is from RefSeq and is a predicted model, not a curated record. Lineage: Eukaryota; Metazoa; Chordata; Amphibia; Anura; Pipidae.
UUAACAGAGAGGAUGCAUUUAGAGUUCAGUCCAUUCUGCAAAGGAACAGACAGCAGGCAAUAGAGCGAGGGAUAAGGAGUGCUGCUGGAAAGAGGGAGGGCUACAAAUCAUGUUUUUCAUGUCUUUUAUAAAGCCAAGGUAACAGCACUCAGAGAAUAUGCGCUCCUAUGUAAAUUCAGCCAAGAAAGACAAAGGGACCAUUCUCCAGUGCCCCUGAAGAACUGCUGAAUGAGUGAGGAACAAAGCGGCUGAUCGACUGCAGAAUGCAGAAGGGGGUAACCCACAGGUGCAAAGCACAAGAAAACUAACAGCACAGGCAAAAUUUAUAAACCUUCAUUUUCAGCACACACUUGGGCUUGUACUACUGACAGUGUGAGGAUUUGUUUGCAUUUAAGGAGGGAACUCCUAAAACUGAAGUGGAAAGUUACAUUACACUCCAGUAAACAUAAUGGGAAUUUCUGUCCAGAACAUCACGGGCAACACAGCAAUGGUCAUCUGGCCAUCAAUCUCAAGCUGUGCCGAUAGCUUCUACAGUGUCAUGUACCAGUCUAACUGGAACACAAUGAUGUCUGAGUACUCUAAGAAGAACUUCCAGAAGGAGGAAAGGAUUCCCACCAGCAAGACUUCCUUUACCAUAGAGAACCUGACUCCUCUCACUACAUACAUAACCUGCGUGACUUGCCAGUCAGCUAUUCCCUCUAGUGACCAAUGCAGGAUCUUUCAAACAUUAGACCAGGAUCACGCAGUGGUAAAUAGCAAAAAAAAGGACUUAGCCUUAGGGAUCUGGCUGACCAGCAGCAUUCUUCUUCUGAUUAUUGCCUGCAUCAUGAUUUACGGCUGCUUGCAUAUUUGGUGGCGAAAACGUCAGGAAAGGGUCAGAGAGGAAAAUACAGGAAAAAAUGAGCACAGCAAAAAAGAAGCUUGGACAAAAAAUGAUGACGUGAUGAUGAAGGAAUACGAGGAAGCUGAAAGCUUAGCACUCGGAGAUGAAAACAAGAGGGAGGAUGACUGCCCAGAUGAGGGCCAGCUAAAUACGAUCACCAAACACCCUUUGACUUUAGAGAAAAGUAAUGGUUUAAAAUGCACUGAUCAAGAGGAAUUAACUGCACACAUUUCAGAAAUGAACUAAGCCAUGGAACUCUCUGCAUCUAUUUCUUGUUAUUUAUGUCAGUGGUUUAGUUAAGCAACAAACUGUAGAAUUAAAUGAAUGUAUGUUUCACUGUCUCGUAUUCUAGUAGACAAUACACAGUUUUAAGUACUUUACAAACAUAACUUUUUUCCCCAUAUAAAAUAAUGGAAAGAUAAACAGCAUUUUGGGUCUAAACAUAUACAACAGUCACUUUAAAGGAGAAAGAAAGGUAAAAACUAAGUAAGCUUUAUCAGAAAGGUCUGUGUAAAUACAGCCAUAAGCA